CGCAUCGCGAAUCGUCACUUCGCCUGUUAGCCAGUCAUUCGCGGCAUCCGUCGUCAGUUGGACGCGUUUAAAAUAGCGCAGAUUAUAUUUACAAGUUCCCGCCAUUUUGCGGUUGACAGUUCAGUGUUAUAUUAUUUUCAAUUAAAAAGACAUCCAAAUGGCUUCGGUAGAAACGCAUAAAAAUGGCACCGCGCAGAACCUGUUGUCAAAGGCGCCAUGGACGGAUGAACAAGGCAUCAGCAUGAAGAUCUACCAAGGCGUAGUGCUCACCCUGGAGGUGAUCGUGCUCAUCGUCAAGAUGUACGCGACCUGGUUCUACAGCAUUUAUAAGUUUUUCGUGCCCCCAGAACCUAAAAGCGUUAAGGGCGAAAUUAUACUUAUCACAGGCGCCGGCCACGGUAUGGGCCGUGAGAUGGCGCUGAGCUUCGCUAAACUCGGAGGCACCAUCGUGUGCGUGGACAUCAACUCCACAGGCAACCAGGAGACCGUCGAAAUGAUUAAGGAUAGCAAAGGAAAAGCGCAUAGUUAUCUCUGUGACGUAACAAGCCGCACCUCGAUCAACGAAAUGGCAGAAAAGAUCCGCAAGGAGGUGGGUGAAGUGACAAUCCUCAUCAACAACGCAGGCAUCAUGCCCUGCAAGCCAUUGCUACAGACUGGCGAGAAGGAGAUACGUACUGCCUUCGAAGUCAACUGUCUGGCACAUCUUUGGACUCUCCAAGCUUUCCUCCCCGGGAUGAUGGAACGUAACCAUGGGCACAUAGUGGCCAUGUCGUCCAUGGCUGGUGUGAUCGGUCUUCGUAACUUGGUACCCUACUGUGGCACUAAGUUCGCUGUGCGAGGUAUGAUGGAAGCUGUUCAUGAAGAAUUAAGAGAGGACCCGAGGGAUUUCAGUGGAAUCAAACUCACCUGCAUCUGUCCGUAUAUUGUGGACACUGGUCUCUGCAAGAACCCGAAGAUAAAGUUCCCCUCUCUGAUGAAGAUCCUUUCACCUCAAGAGGCUGUUGAACAUAUCGUAGAUGCCGUUCGAAGAGAAUACCACGAGAUUACCAUACCUAGCUCUCUUUAUUAUAUUAAUCAGAUGUUCCGGGUAUUCCCCCGAUCAGUACCUCUACAUAUCAAAGACUUCCUGGACUCUGGUCUGGAGGCGCAGUAACGACGCUGUGUACAAUUCGGUAUGUUUUAGUAAUUCGAAUUUGAUAAGACGAAAUGAGUAAGGUCUUAAAAGACAACUUUGGAUCAAUAUUUUUGGCCAAGAAUCAUUCUUGUGUGACAAAAUGAUCAUAUCAGAAUUAUACAGAGUGUUUAAAUAUAUUUAAAAAAUAAUUACAGCCGAAUAGACUAUCUUAUUUUUAUAUAAAAAAAAAUUGUGUCAGUGUUUGUCUAAAGUUGUUAAAUUUAAUUUGCUAAAAUAUCUUGCCAAAACAGUCUGCAUUGAUACCAGAUUUAUUCGGGUCUGUUUUGGAUUUCGUGAACAUUCUGCCUUAAAUGAUUUAAUCAAAUAUUAAAAAUAUAUUUACAAAUCCUUAUUCAAUAACAUUCAAUAAAUAACUUGAACGUGAUCGACAAUUAACCAAGAAAUAUUGAUGCGAUUAUUUUUCUUCAAAAAAAAUAAACGUAUUAAAAUCUCACUUAAUUUUUCUAAACUGAUUUUUGUAAUCGGGGUAAGUUCAUUAUUAAUAAUAUAUUUUUUUAAUAAAUAUUGAACGUUUGAAUAAGGUUAAUAUUAAUUGUAAAUUAAUUGUAAUUAAUAUUUUUAAAUGAUUGAAUUUUGUACAUAAGACUGGUGUAUGAUAAAGUAUUUUUUUAUUUUUAAACUUAAAUAGGAUAAAAAAAUGGUGAUAGUCGAGAAAUCGUUGAUAAUAAUAUUAAGGUGCAACCUGAAUAUAAAAAAGGGACGAGUUGCAUUAAAAAUAAGUCCGAAAUUAUUCGUAGCUCACACCCGACACGUCUGUCGGUACGUACUUCUUAAAAAUGUACAGAAAGUAUCAAGAUCGUCGAAUCGUGGUAUUUUUUCCUCAGUAAUAUUAUCAACGGUUAUAAAUUCAUACGUAUGUACUUGUAUACAUUUGUCUUGUGCCCGUAUUCGUUAUACUGAUAUUAUAGAUAUUGUAUACUUCCUACCAGCCAGUGAUAAAUUUGGAACUCAAAGUGCCAUUUGUCAUUUUCAUUGUAUAGUCGAUAUUUUAUGCAUUUCUACAUUUUUACUAAAUUCAGAAUGCCUUUUAAGGAAAUUAUACAAAAUUACUUAAUGAAAAAUAGUUUGUUUUUUUUUAAUGUGUUCGAUUUCCAUACAAGUGAGACUUCUUCGAGCGCGAAUUUGAGAGCAACCUUUGUUACCUGUACUUAGUUGAUUAUUUAUAUGUCUAGAUAGAGUAUCAAAGCUGAGAACGCGUUGAAAAAAGUUGUGGCCAACAAUGGGCCCCUCUGUACACGCACACUAGUAAAGUUGUAUGACGUUUGAGUGUCAAGCGUAGCCGUCACGCACACCAAGAUAAUAAGAUAAUAUAGUUCGCUCGAUUGGUUUAGAUCUUUUGUUGCGCGACACUCUAUCUGGAUAUUAAAUAGUCUAAAAUUGCACGCUCUUUUUUUAAUAAGGCAUAUCAAUCUUGUCAUGAAACAAUAUUCAUAGAAUAAUUUCAAAUAGUGUAAUACAUACGUUAAUGUUAAAAUACAUACGUAUUAUCUAUUUUGUAACGCCUAUUUCUUAAUUAUUUUCCUAAAAUGUAAGUCUCAAAACUUGGUUAACAUAUAUGAAACUAUCAAAAUAAUAUUUUUUUUAAUUAUUAAAAUAAAAUAUAUAAUUGAUUUUGGAACGGUAUAUAAGUCCGCUCUCGAUGUUCUGAAUAUAAAAAAAAAAAACUAUUUGUACUUCUUGCAUUCUGUCGUGCAAAAUAUAGUGAUAUUAUUUAUAUAAGUGUUGUGAAUGAAUUUUAUAUUUGUAAUUUAGCGAGUGGAAUAAACGAUUGAAAUGAA
Vanessa tameamea is the source of this 2973-nucleotide messenger RNA. Its product is annotated as estradiol 17-beta-dehydrogenase 11-like. The coding region runs from base 158 to 1153 and encodes 331 amino acids. The transcript has 8 exons. Gene Ontology annotation, cellular component: lipid droplet. Lineage: Eukaryota; Metazoa; Arthropoda; Insecta; Lepidoptera; Nymphalidae. The record is from RefSeq and is a predicted model, not a curated record. Gene Ontology annotation, molecular function: oxidoreductase activity, acting on the CH-OH group of donors, NAD or NADP as acceptor.